AUGGAAAAUUUAUCAAACGACGUCCUACUCUAUAUAAUAGUGAUAUUGGCAUCCACAAGUGUGCAAGACCUAUUCAAUAUUAUGUUUGUUUGCAAAUAUUUGAAAUCGGUUGCGGAGGAUACCUUCGUGUACAAGAAUGUUUCUUUGAACAAAGUUUCACUAGUCCCUUGGGAAACCAGUGAAAGGAAAGAGCGUUUUCUAAAUAGGGUAUGCCUUAGUCUCAACACCAAGUACCAUUUUCGCAUUGGUUGUCAAGAAAUAUUUUGCCCUAUACCAAAUAUUUUAGCUGCAACCAAACAUUUGACAAUUGCAACAUCACAAGGACAUUGUGCAGCAACCUAUGCAUUGGCAUUGCUAAUGGUGUUCAAAGAGGAUGGAAGCACCUUCGAUGAAGGCACUCAUUUGUUGACCGAGUUAUGGAACAAACAAUGUCUUUUAGAAUGCAGGAAGCUAGUCCAUGACAUAGAGAGUAGAGGAUGGAUAACAACUCCAAGGUCAUGGCCAACAAACUUUAAGUUCAAUUUGAUUUGCAAAUCAAAUGGUACUUGCAAAGAAGUCACAUUGCGUAAAGGUGUCUGGGUCGUAUUUUCUGAAGAUGACUUUUGUACUGAAGACAUUUGCAUUAGUUGCCGUCUUGACAUUGAAAUCCGGUCGUUCAAAGCAAAAUGUGGUUUUCAUUGA
This is a messenger RNA of Medicago truncatula (barrel medic), 681 nucleotides long. RefSeq lists its product as uncharacterized. Bases 1 to 681 code for a protein of 226 amino acids. Gene Ontology annotation, molecular function: protein binding. NCBI's taxonomy places the organism in Eukaryota, Viridiplantae, Streptophyta, Magnoliopsida, Fabales, Fabaceae. The transcript has a single exon. The record is from RefSeq and is a predicted model, not a curated record.